Molecule: messenger RNA, 2040 nt
Organism: Tetrahymena thermophila SB210
Lineage: Eukaryota; Ciliophora; Oligohymenophorea; Hymenostomatida; Tetrahymenidae
Product: cactus-binding carboxy-terminal, cactin protein
Exons: 1
Biological process (GO): mRNA cis splicing, via spliceosome
Cellular component (GO): spliceosomal complex; cytoplasm
Molecular function (GO): protein binding
Source: RefSeq, a predicted model, not a curated record
AUGGGAAGAAGAGAUUAUAAAAACAGAUCUUCUUCGCGAUCACCAUCCAAUUAAGAGGUAGAUGAGUAAAAAGAUAAAAAGAGAAGAUAAGAUAGAGAUAGAUCGAGAAGAAGAUCAUCAUCUUCAUCUUCUAAUUCUCAAAGAAGAAAGGGAGAUAAAUAAAAGUAAAAUAAGUAGCAAUCAAGAUCCAGAUCAAAGGAAAAUAAAAGUAGAAAUGAUAAAAAGAACAAAAAGAAAUAAAAUAAGAAUUAAUCAAGGUCUUCUUCUUCUUAAUCUUCUUCUUCUUCAUCAUCUUCCUCAUCAGGUAGCGACGAAGAGGCUGAAAAGAAAUAAGCUGAAGAAUAUCUUAAAAUGACUAAAAUGAGAUAGGAAAUAAUAGAAAGAGAAUUACAAUAUAAAGGAGAGGAGAAUCCUUUUGGUGACAAAGAUAUUGCAGAAACAUUAAAUUGGGGUAAAAAUGCCAAUAAUUAAAAUAAAUCUAUUCAUGAAAUUAUGGAUGAUAUAUAACGUGUUAAAUAAAUACGUUAGUAGCGUAAGGAAGAUGAAAAGCGUUUAGAAGAAAUGAGAAAUAAGGCAAUACAGGAAAGAGAGGAAGAGUAAUAUUAGUAAUGGAAAGAAAAAGAGGAAAAGUUUCAUGCAUACUAGGCUCGUAUAAGAGCCCUUGUGCGUAUUACUCAAGGAAAAGAGACAACAGUAGAUAAAAUUAACAAAAUUUUUUAUAUCUAUCGUCGAAAGAUUAAAUACAGUGAGCAUUUAGAUCCAAUUAUGAGCAAUGUAUAAGCCUUUAUAAAGAAAUAAGAUGAAGAAGAACUCGAAAAAAUAUUAGCUCAGGCAAUUAAUCAUCACAAUUAAUUACAAGACCCCGUAGCUAUCAAUGACUAAUAGUAUAAAGAUGAAAGCGAAAUAGUUAAAUUUUCUUAGUUUUGGGAAAGUAUAAGGUCUAUCACUUAAUAUUAUUUGGAUGAAUUUCGUAAGAGAGAUUAGUAAAAGGAAGUGUUACCUGAGUUUGAAGAGGAAAUAAAAGCUAUUUUUGAAGGUAAAAAUCUGGAAGAACUUCUUGAGCUAGAAAAAGGAAUCAACCAAAGUAUAUAACUCACAAAGUAUGGAAGCUAAGAAGAUCAAUAAUAUUGGCAAAAUAUGCAUAAAAGAUUACAAUUAUAUAAAGGAGAUGCCAUUCUAAAGAAUUUUUAUGAUUAUUUUUCUACUCAUUAGAAUGAGUUUCAAGCAGAAGAUGCUCUUGAAAUAGAAGUGGAAAAUAAACCACAGCUUACUGAGGAAUAAUUAUUAGCUGAGUAAAUAUAAACCGAGUAGUUAGAAGCUGAAGCUCAUGUUUACUCUCCUAUACUAAUGCCUAUCAGUGAAGAAACACUACGUUCUUCAUAAACCUAAUCAGAAUUUACAGAGUAGGUUGUUUAACUUAGAUAAGUCUAUUAUAACAAAAUAUUAAAACGAGCUUUAACAGCUUUAGAAAAUAAGCGCGAAAAAGAAUCUAAGCUAAUAGAUACAUUUGUUCCCGUAAUUGGUGGUUUAACAACUGUGAAACAAGAUAGAGAAGAUGUAGAUGCUGCCACACUACAUUUACUGGAAAUGGAAAAGAAAAAACCAAUGGAAGAUGGAGAAUAAGUAUUUGAUGAUCAGCAAGCUAUUGAAGAUAAAGACUAUAAUUGGUCUGACAAAUACAAAUCAAAGAAGCCUAAGUAUUAUAAUCGUGUUAAAUUAGGAUUCGAUUGGAAUAAAUAUAAUAGAGCUCAUUAUGAUUCUGAUAAUCCUCCUCCAAAGUACGUACAAGGUUAUAAAUUUAAUAUUUUCUACCCAGAGCUGGUUGAUAUGUAAAAGACUCCAGAAUAUUUCUUAGAGCCUACAGAUGAACAAGGAUAUUGUAUUAUCAGAUUUACUGCUGGGCCACCUUAUGAAGAUGUAGCUUUUAAAAUCAUCAAUAAAGAAUGGGAUUAUGCAGACAAAAAAGGAUUUAAAUGUUAUUUCAAUCGUGGUGUUUUAACUUUGCACUUUAAUUUUAAAAGAAGUAUUUCAAGACGUUGA